Messenger RNA from Alternaria viburni, 1239 nucleotides. RefSeq lists its product as uncharacterized. The transcript is spliced from 2 exons. The record is from RefSeq and is a predicted model, not a curated record. Lineage: Eukaryota; Fungi; Ascomycota; Dothideomycetes; Pleosporales; Pleosporaceae. Bases 1 to 1239 code for a protein of 412 amino acids.
AUGGAGCUACUCGAUCUUCCAACCGAAAUCUUCGAAUGCGUCAUGGCGCACUACGUCAAUGGGGAAGGCAUCCGACGAGCCUGGCUUCGUCGUAGAACUUUCAACGACCACAUCAAAACAAAGGUGCUUGCCAAGCAGCCUGCCUCAGCCUAUUGGAACCUGGGUAAGCGCGAGUCGGCGUUUUUGCGAAACAUACUCAGACCCUUCCUCGAGCACCGAGUGGUCGCAUUGUACGGCGCCAAUCACGUUCUCCCCACGCACAUCAACAAGAUUGUCGACGUUCUCGUUAACGUCAGCGGUGAUACCUCGCCUGAAAAGCGCUCUGUUUGGGUCCGCGGUGUAAUCGGCGCUCUGAUUAAAACCCCGAAUAUCUGCAAGCUCGCCUAUAACCCGAGUAACAAAAGCAGGAGCAGGGUAAUGUCGUCGUCGGGGCGUCAAGAGGCUCUGAGUGUCGCGGUCAUCAUGGGCAAAAGGGACACUGUCUGCGCACUUACUACCGAGCAGGGUGCCAUGUGGACAAAGUGCUCGACAGGAUCUGAGCUGGUUUGUGCGCUAGACUUGGCCGUGCAAAAUGAUGACCUCGAUCUUGUUGAGGUCCUACUAUCUCAUACCCAGCGAUCAACUGUGAGCGAGGUCAUGAAAGUACAAACCGUCGCGGUCGUAAGAGGCAUUACGCAUGCUGUUCGCAGCAAUGAGCCCAUCGCCCUGGCUUUACUCGAAUGGUACAUCUCGAAUGCCAAGCACAAGGAGAUACGUCACCUAGGGGACUGGUUCGAAGAAGCCUGCGCAUCUGAAUUGAUGAGCUUCCUAGGUAGGCUGAUCGCACUGUCCACGCCAACUAUGCGAAAAGAAUUCAGAAAGAGGUUCCUCACGAUAGCCGAACCGUGUUCCAACGUAUAUAGCAGGCGCCAUCGUUUCCAUCCUCAGCUCUUCCGUGUUCUGGUAUCCUUCUUGUUGGAUGCCGGUUUGUUUGACCGCAGCAACAUGAACUCAUCCGAAUGGACAGAGCGCGCUCAUUUCCACGGUUUGAUUAACACUGCGGUACGGAGAGGAGACUUGAAUGCACUUGAGCGCGUCAUGGCGGCCAGCGCAAAUUCUGAUCGCCUACGCCCCGAUGCCAAGGGUCUGUCAACUUCUCUGCGCCACGCUACUCAACAAUGCCGUUUCGAUAUCUGCAAGUUGUUGAUAGAUCACGGCGCGAAUCCUGAUCUCAAUCUUGGUACUCAACACCCGAAAUAG